Phyllostomus hastatus (greater spear-nosed bat) is the source of this 1219-nucleotide messenger RNA. Its product is annotated as cardiotrophin-1-like. Bases 51 to 656 code for a protein of 201 amino acids. The record is from RefSeq and is a predicted model, not a curated record. The transcript has 3 exons. Lineage: Eukaryota; Metazoa; Chordata; Mammalia; Chiroptera; Phyllostomidae.
CCUCCUUGGAAGGGGGGCGUGGAGGCAACCGGGAUCAGCCUGGGGCCAGCAUGAGCCGGAGGGAGGGAAGUCUGGAAAACCCCCAGGCUGACUCCUCAGUCUCAUCCCUUCCCCUCUUGGAGGCCAAGAUCCAUCAGACACACAGCCUUGCCCGCCUCCUCACCAAAUAUGCUGAGCAACUGCUCCAGGAAUAUGUGCAACACCAGGGAGACCCCUUCGGGCUGCCGGGCUUCUCUCCUCCGCGGAUGCCUGUGGUGGGCUUGAGCGCUCCGGCACCGGGCCACGAGGGCCUGCAGGCGCCCGAGCGGCUGCAGCUGGACGCCCGGGCACUGGCCGCGCUGCCACCGCUGCUCGACGUGGUGCGCCGCCUGCAGGCCGAGCUGAACCCGCGCGCGCCGCGGUUGCUGCGGCGCCUGGAGGACGCGGCGCGCCAGGCCCGGGCCCUGAGCGCCGCGGUAGAGGCAGUUCUGACUGCGCUGGGGGCCGAGCCCCGCGGGCCCUGGCCCGAGCCCGCCGCCGCCGCCACAGCCGCUGCUACCGCCGCCGGCGUCUUUCCCGCCAAGGUGCUGGGGCUCCGCGUGUGCGGCCUCUAUCACGAGUGGGUGAGCCGCACCGAAGCCGACUUGGGCCAGCUGGUGCCCGGGGGCCCCUCCUGAGCGCGGGCGCGGCCCUCAGUUCUCUGACACCUUCUCCUCACCUGUCUUCAUCUCUCCAUCUCUCUCAGUGUCUCCAUCUCUCUGUCUCUGUCUGUUGUCUCUCUUUGCGUUGUAUGCUCUAUCUCAUUUUUCUCUAGGGACCUUCUUGUCUCCAUAGUGACUUUCCAUGUCUAUCAUAUUCUUGCUUUCUCCCUCUUUUCUCCAUCGCUUGAGUCUGCCUAAGUCUCUCUUGGUCCCCCCUUUACCCAUUUCUGGGGGGGCACUCUGUACCCCCUUUUCCUCUCUUAUCUCCUUUUAGCCCCAUAUAAGCACAUGUACAGCUCAGCCUCAUCUCAAGAAGGGGACACCUUGUCACUGUUUCCCUCUGUCCCUCUCCCUUUCCCCAGAGUCAUUUCGCCUGCUGCCCUCUCCCUCCCCCAUCCCAUCCCUGCCCUCUCUCCCUUUCAUGCCCUUCCCCUCCUUCACUUCCCUCUGCCCUAUUCUUGCAUCUCCUCUUCCCCCAAACCAGGUCUGUGAAGAGAAACACUUUACACCUUAAAAGAGUUUCAUUUCUGAUAAUAAAU